AUGCUACGAUUUUAUCAUAGUGGGAUGUGGUACGGCGGGCGGUUUCUCGCGAACAGACUCUCUGCGAGUGGUAAACACCAGGUCCUAGUUAUUGAAGCUGGCGGAGAUCCUCCCAUAGAAUCCUUAUACGCGGGAACCUUUCUAUACCUGAAAAACUCCCAAUAUGACUGGAACUUCACCACGGUCAACGAUGGAUUUACAGCACAAGCCCAUAGAAACAAUAUCCUCACCUUAACUAGUGGCAAAAUGCUCGGCGGCAGUAGUUCUUUAGGUCACUUGCUUUAUCUCCGUGGAGAUCCGACUGACUACAACCGUUGGGCUGAUAUUGUCAAAGACCAAUCAUGGAACUACGAAAGCCUGCUCAAAUAUUUCAAGAGAUCCGAAAUUUUAGACUAUAAGGAUAUGUAUACACGAAACGAUUAUUUUCAUGGCACUGAUGGACCAAUGGGUGUAACUAGAUUUGUAAACCAAGCAAGUCUGAAAUUUUUACAUAUUUUCAAUCAAGCAGGCCACCAAGUUAUAAAAGAUGGAAAUAGGAACAUGACUCUAGGUUAUUUUGAGCCGAUGUUUAUGAGCAAAGACGGCAUCCGUCAAAGCAUAUCUUAUACAUAUCUUACUCCAAUAAGAAGUCGAUCAAAUUUACAUUUUCUUAAAGAAACUGAAGUGAUAAAUAUUAAAUUGGAUAAAGACAAAGCUGUCGGUGUAACCGCGAUUAAAAAUAAUGAAAUCAUAAGAGUAAAAGCAAACCGGGAGAUUAUUAUUUCAGCUGGUGCGAUUAAAACACCUCAGCUGUUGAUGUUAUCAGGUAUAGGUUUAAGUGAUCAUUUAAGUGACCGUGGUAUCGAAGUUAAAAAACAUUUGCCUGUAGGUGAAUUUUACCAAGACCAUUUAGAAGUAACUUUAGUACAUAAACUAAAACUUCAAAACCAGAAAUCACGUUCUACUGAUCCGCAUGAAUUUCCUGCAUCUGUCAUCAUAGGUAACGUGGCUAUACACAAAGGAAGAACAACACCGGAUUAUCAAUCAAAAAAUUUUAUAAUUCCAAGUUAUUCUGACACUCUCUUGUCUAUUUGUUCCGUUGAAAACACCUUUAGAAACGAUAUCUGCCAAUCUUUGUACAACAAAACUAAAGGGUAUGAAACUAUGCUUUCAAAAAUUAUGUUCUUGCAUCCCAAAGCAAAAGGCCGUGUUGUGUUGCAUAGUGCAGAUCAUACAGACAACCCUUUAAUUAUUUCUGGUUUUUAUUCCCAAGCUGAAGAUUUGGACACUAUGUUAAGUUAUGUGAUUGACUUUAUACAACUGGCCAAAACGGCUAUUUUCAAACAAUUCGCUGGUGAUCUCGUUUUACCAACAUUACCCGAAUGUGAUGAUUAUUCUGGUAUCACUUAUUGGAAGUGUUACUCGUUACACAUGAUGAGUUCUGCAUAUGACUACUCUGGUACAUGUUCCAUGGGGUCAGUAGUUGAUGAAAGAUUAAAAGUCAUAGGGGUGGGAGGUCUUAGGGUAGUAGACGCCAGUGUGAUACCUGUAAUUCCCAGUGGUAGUAUCCAAGCGGCAGUUAUGGCAAUCGCAGAAUAA
Messenger RNA from Arctia plantaginis, 1578 nucleotides. The record is from the annotation of a GenBank genome assembly. NCBI's taxonomy places the organism in Eukaryota, Metazoa, Arthropoda, Insecta, Lepidoptera, Erebidae.